Molecule: messenger RNA, 3645 nt
Organism: Pyricularia grisea
Lineage: Eukaryota; Fungi; Ascomycota; Sordariomycetes; Magnaporthales; Pyriculariaceae
Exons: 2
Coding region: 1-3645 (1214 amino acids)
Source: RefSeq, a predicted model, not a curated record
AUGGGCCCCGAAACAUCACCACCCCCAAGGCGGGGUGGUCAAACUGGUUCGAUUUUACUUAGGGGCUCCAUUUGGGUGCUGGCCAUCAUGUCCAUUUCCAUACUCUCCAUCGGCGUAUACGAGCACACCCGCCCGUGGAAGCAGAUCCUUAUACGGCGAGAGCUGCAGGAACCACCACCACCACCAGUGACAUGGCAGGCCGUGCUCGACAGCCUCAUGUCUCCGGACACGGCAGAGUCGUUGGUGAAAGACAAGCAGCUGAGGCGCAGCAUCGGCCUCGCAGUUGAAAUCACCGCCAGCUUGACGCGGGACCUGGGCCACAAGUACGACCUGCCUUCGCUCAAUGAGGUCGGGGAUAAGCUGUCAAAGGUGCGCAGGGACUUGGACAGCAUUCAGACCCUACCGCUGUCCAGGAAGCGACAGCUCUUCGGCGGCAUGACAUCGUCCGGUGGUGGAAGUGGUGGUGGUGGAUUUCUCAGCAGCCUUAUUCCGGGAGGAGGAGGGGGAACUGGAACAACAGGGGGCGACAACCAACAGAGUGGCGGCCUCCUGUCCCAGAUGGGCAACGGGGUGAUCAGCGAGCUGACCAAGCCGCUCAAGGAGGCCUUCAACGGCAUCAAAGACAAGCUAGUCCAGAACGCCGGCGGUGCGACCUUCUUCCUCGGCGUCGGAGUCGGCGGCGGUACGGCUCAGGGCAUGAACCUGACAGACGGGCCGGGGACCAAGGCAUUAAUGGAAAGGGUGGCCACCGAGAACGGACAGAACGCCUCGGGCUUGAACCCCGCCAUCGAGAACCUCGGCAUGGGUCUCACGGCAACCCUGCUCGGCGCGGUAGACAUCAAGGAAUUGGGCAACAAGUUCAACAUCAGCUCGCUGCUCGGCGACACCCAGAUAUCCGAAGUUGCCCUCUCCAUGUCCGAGGGUCUAGGAAACGGUGCCGCCAAGGGGCUGAACCUCGGGAACGGUGCCCAGUUGCAAGCCCCCCGUGGUAGCAAGAUAGUAGACGCCGUGGGGGCCCUGGGAUUCGGGCUCACGGACUCGGUCACCAGCGCCAUGAGUAAAGGUGGAAAAGCCUCCUUCGACGUGAGCAGCUUCAACAUCACCCCGAUCCUCGGCGGGCAGAGCUUGACCCAGGUAGCCUUGGGACUCGCCGAUGGACUGGGUACGGGCGCCGCCAAGGGUUUGAAGAUGGGCAACGCCACCAGCGCCGCGGCGCCCACCGGAACCCAAGCCUCGGACGUGGUGGGCGCCUUUGGCUUCGGCUUGACCAACGCCGUGACUCGCAACCUCGACACCAGCAAGGGCUUCGACGUGAGCAGCUUCAAUAUCACCCCGCUCCUCGGCGGGCAGAGCUUGACUCAAGUAGCCUUUGGACUUGCCGACGGUCUGGGCUCCGGCGCCGCCAAGGGUUUGAAGAUGGGCAAUGCCACCAGCGCCGCGGCGCCCACCGGAACCCAAGCCUCGGACGUGGUGGGCGCAUUCGGCUUCGCCCUGACCGACGCCGUGACCCGCAACCUCGACACCAACAAGACCUUCGACUUGGGCAACAGCUUCAACAUCACCCAGCUCCUGGGCGGACAGACGCUGUCGCAGGUGGCACGCAUGUUCGCCGACGGCAUCGGCAGCGGCGCCACCAAGGGCCUCAACCUGGGCAACGCCCGCGUGCGCAACGUUGAGCCGCCGCAGGGCACCUCGGCCGCCGACGUGGCCGGCGCCUUUGGCUUCGGCCUCACCGAGUCCGUGACCCGCAGCUUCGACGGCAGCGGUGGAAGCUUGCCCAUGAACUUUGACAUCGACGGCACGCUCAAGAAGACGUUCCCUGGGCUCAAGAUCGGCAACGUCGUGCAGGGCUUCGCCAGGGGUUUCCUCCAGGGCGCCGGUGACUCCAUCACCAUGAUGGGCGGCAUCCAGGCCAUGAUGAACGGCACCGCCGUCAUCCCGACCACGUUCCCCAACGAGACCAUCGCCUUCGACGACACGCUCGGCGGUGCCGGUGCCGGGUUCGGACAGGGCAUCGGCGGCCAGGGUGUCGUGGUGGCUGCCCAGCUCAUCGCCAAGCAGUUCCCCAAAGCUCUCAACAUAUCCGGCGUCAACAACCGUACCAUCCCCACGCGGCCGUUGUUUGACGCGCGCGACGCUGGAUCCGCGAAACUGAAGCGCCGUGACGACGUCGUCCUCGCCGGGCCGGGCUUCAACCUGUCGGCCAUCAUCAACGCCGACACCAUCUCCAACGGAACCCAGACCGUCCUGGACCUGCUGCAAUGCGAGGGUAUCGGCGGCAUCAUGCUGAUCGGCGUGGGUCUGAUCCGCAGCGGUGCCAUCUCGAUCGACAUAAUGGACAUCAUCAAGGGCGGCAACCCCAUCUCCAAAUUCGGGCUUAACCAGAACGUCACCAACACCAUCAAACAGGUCAUCCCCAACGGUACCAUGCACUUCCAGAACCGCGGGAACUUUUAUGACAUCGACGGCACAGGAAUCAAGUCCGCUCUUGACGGUAACACAAACGCUGCCAUAGAUGGCAUCAAGGUCAACAACCUCAAGAUAAUCCCCUUUAUCGUCCUGCUCAUCAUGCAUAUCGUCUUUGCCAUCAUAAUCUUCAUCGCCAUGCUCCCGCUGGCCCUGUGUCUCGAGUCCGCCCGCAACAUCCUGGCCCGCAUGGCAUCGCCGUACCUGACGCUGCCGCGCAAAACCUCCAAGUGGAUCGGCAUCAUGUACGCCUACAUCAUCGCGCCGGUGCUCGUAAUCGUCUUCGUCUUUGGCAUCGUCGUGGCCGGGUCUCGACAGGACCACUUCCGCAACGCCCACGCCAUCCUCGGCCUGCUGUCCGUCAUCUUUGGCCUGCCCACCAUCGCUCUGUACUGGACCGACACGCGGCUGCCCGUGAUGCGCGCCCGCGUCCUGUCCGUCCUGGCCAGGGACAUCAACACGGCCACGUUCCGCAUGGCCCUGACCCGCGCCAUCUCCAACCAGCUCUUCCAGACCCUCGCCGUCACCACCAUACUGUCCGGCUUCGGCCAGGUUUCGGGCGUCGCCCUGUGCGCCACCCAGGUCGUGCCCUUCGAGUUCGCCCUCUCCAUAGGCUUCGCCUUCGCCAGCAUCUCGUCCAUCGGCAUGAUGCUCAACUGGCUCGACUUCUACAUGGCCUGGCGCAUCUCGCGCAUCCCCCAGGCCAUGAAGACCCCCGACGCCUCGGGGAGCGACACCAACGACGGCGGAGACGAGGAGGCUACGGCUGGCAGCAGGGCCGUCUCCAAGGGGAAGCGCCCGGAGCGCGGUGGCGGCGGCGGCGGCAGCGAUCCGGAAAAGAACCGGCGCCCGUCCAUGACGCCGCGCGAGAGCAGCGGCAUCUUCUACCCCGAAAAGUCCUUGGCGCCGCCGCGGUCGGACAACGGCAGCUUCUUCUUGUCUGAAAAGGUGCCACAGUCGCGGGAAGAUGGCACCUUUUUCUACCCCGAAGAAAAGUCCCCAUCCUCAUUCUCGCCUGAUGUGCGGUCUUACAUGACGGCUGCGUCGCCUUCCCAAGCAAGAUCCUCGCCUGCGGGAGCUUCUCAGAUGAAAGAAACUGAACCAACACGCUCAGCACUACCCGUGUUGAGAAGUGGUGUAACGCGAAAUGUAAGGGAGCUUUAUGAUAAUAAAAUCUAG